AGUAGACCUUUGAACUGUGGCAUGGCACCAAAGGGGUCAAAAUUGACACCAAAUUGAGUGCCCUUAUCAUAGUACAACAGCCUAAUUCCUCCAUGAACCUGGGCAAGCUUGCUAGCCACUGAUAUAUUAUGGCUGCUGAGGGUAUUGGAAAGACAAGACUUGAGAGAGAAAAUAUAGUGUAUGACAAGGAUGGAAAUGCAUACAUCCCUGCUAGUCAGAGGCCAGAUGGUACUUGGAGGAAGGCCAUUCGAGUGAAGCCAGGCUACAUCCCACCAGAGGAGGUCCCAGUCUAUCAAAGCAAGGGAAAAAUCCAGUCUGAGACCCCUACCAGAUACAUAGCAAAAGAAGUGGAAGGACAGAUGAGUAAAAUGUCCAUCCUCACAGGAUCUCCCGAAAAUGACAGUUUUGGUCCUGUACUGAGCAAGUCUCAAAAAAAAACCUUGAAAAAGAAGGAAAAGAAAAAAGCAGCUCCUGCCCCAGCAUUUGAAAUUGAAGAAGUCAUCACGCCUACAAGGAAAAAUACCAAUACUGGGGCUGAAAGUCAGCCUAUUGAUACGGUUAGUCAACCUAGUCAGCCAGUGAUUGAGAAUUGUGGGGAAGCAGAAAAAGUGUGUGAUUUGAAACAUGCGAGAACUCUGCGAAAGAAACUGAAGCAAAUAGCAGAGUUAGAGUCAAGAAUAGCAUCAGGUGACAUAAAGAAACCAGAUCAGUGUCAAAUGGACAAAAUUGCUAUGAAAAGCAAAUAUGAACAAGAAUUAGCAGAUCUGUCAUGAGAAUUAAUUUUAUAAUUAUACAACAAAUUAUUUAAGAUCGACCUACUCUCAUUUUCACCAAUAUAUUUUUGUGUAUAAAUUGAAGCUAUACAUGUAUAGGAGAAAAUUGUUUGUACACGCUGA
Molecule: messenger RNA, 896 nt
Organism: Halichondria panicea
Lineage: Eukaryota; Metazoa; Porifera; Demospongiae; Suberitida; Halichondriidae
Product: partner of Y14 and mago-like
Exons: 2
Coding region: 129-773 (214 amino acids)
Biological process (GO): exon-exon junction complex disassembly
Cellular component (GO): cytoplasm; exon-exon junction complex
Molecular function (GO): RNA binding
Source: RefSeq, a predicted model, not a curated record